Molecule: messenger RNA, 471 nt
Organism: Funneliformis mosseae
Lineage: Eukaryota; Fungi; Glomeromycota; Glomeromycetes; Glomerales; Glomeraceae
Source: the annotation of a GenBank genome assembly
AUGAAUAAAUUAUUAAUUUUGCUUCUUACGGUUUUCUUCAUUCUAAGUAACGUUACGGAAUCUUCGGUGUUAAAAAAAAGACAUGGUCCGUUUACAGCUUGUGCCGGACAAUACCCCAAUACAGUUAGCAUUACACUUUCUCCAAACAAAUUAGUUUAUGGUCAACAUGCAACUAUUACACUUGUGGGGACUAGCAAGGUGCCAAUUUAUCAAGGAGCUCGGUAUGAAAUAGCGAUCGAUCGAGAUGAUAAUACAAGCAUCAUGAAUGCUUCUUUUGAUAUUUGUGCUUCUGUUGGAACUAAUUGUCCCUUACCUGCUGGAAAUAAUGUGAUCAGCUUAUCGUUUCCGAUGCCUCUUGUUUCUCCAGUAGCUCAAGAUGGAAAGAAUUAUUAUUAUUCCAUGGCUUUUUCAAUCAAAAAUGCUGAUCAGACUUACUUAUCUUGUGUUCUUGGUUAUGUUGAUUUUGCUUAA